This is a messenger RNA of Coccomyxa subellipsoidea C-169, 1953 nucleotides long. RefSeq names its product putative uracil phosphoribosyl transferase. The coding region runs from base 130 to 1548 and encodes 472 amino acids. Gene Ontology annotation, cellular component: cytoplasm. Gene Ontology annotation, molecular function: ATP binding; kinase activity. The transcript has 11 exons. The record is from RefSeq and is a predicted model, not a curated record. Lineage: Eukaryota; Viridiplantae; Chlorophyta; Trebouxiophyceae; Coccomyxaceae.
CUAGCGUGCAAUUAUCCUCUAUUAUAUUUAUAAUUAAGUGAAGUAGACAUGCGAAUAAGUACUACGUGUCGCACAGCAAGACUUACGAGCCGCUCUGAAGGGCCUGUGUGACCCGAUUGUGUCCUUGAGAUGACCAGUAGUAUAGGGAAGAUAACAGAGACAGUCAAUGGCCUUCACAUCACAUGUCCAAAUGGCGGCUCACUUGACCUUUCGGACACCGAGGAACUCCGAGGAUCUCGUAGCAGCCGGCAACGCAGUACAAGGGGGCGGGCACAGCCAUUCUUCAUCGGCGUUGCUGGUGGCACGGCGUCAGGCAAGACGACCGUGUGCGACAAAAUUAUGCAGCGCCUUCAUGAUCAAUGCGUGGUGAUGCUCAGUCAGGACUCAUUCUACAGAGGGUUGACUGAAGAGGAGCUGGCAGAUGUCGGAUCGUACAACUUUGAUCACCCAAACUCGAUCGACAAUGAUGCGGUUGUGAAGUGCCUUGAUGACUUGAAGAACAUGAGGGCAGUGGAUGUGCCGAUCUAUGACUUCACAUUGCACGAGCGGUCUGCAGAGGUGAGGAGGGUGGAGCCGGCAGAUGUGGUCAUCGUAGAGGGCAUCCUCGUGCUGCACAUAGAAGAGAUCCGCUCGCUGCUCAACAUGAAGAUAUUCGUGGACACAGACGACGAUCUGCGGCUUGCCAGAAGAAUACAGCGGGACGUGGCACUGAGGGGGAGGGACAUUGCCGGUGUCAUUGAGCAGUACACAAAAUUUGUGAAACCAGCCUUCGACACCUUUGUGGCACCCAGCAGAAAACAUGCUGACAUCAUCAUCCCUUGGGGCAGGAUGGAAAAUGAGGUGGCGAUCGAUCUGAUCACGGAGCACAUAAAGAUGAAGCUGCGGCAGCCGGAGCUGCAGCGCCUGUACCACAACCUGGAGGUCAUCCCCAGCAACUUCCAGAUCCGUGGCAUGCACACCCUCAUCCGCGACCGCACCACCUCCAAGGCUGACUUUGUCUUCUACGCAGACCGCCUCCUGCGCCUGGUGGUGGAGCACGGCCUGGGGCACCUGCCGUUUACGGAGAAGUGCGUGGUGACGGGGACAAAGCACCCAUACAUCGGCGUUGACUUUGCCAAGAAGCUGUGCGGCGUGUCCAUCAUCCGCAGCGGGGAGAGCAUGGAGAAUGCCCUGCGCGCCUGCUGCAAGGGCAUCAAGAUCGGCAAGAUCCUGGUGCACAGAGUGGGGGACCAUGUGAUGGAGAAGGAGCUGAUCUACGAGAAGCUGCCGGCAGACAUAGCAGAGCGCCACGUCCUGGUCAUGGACCCCAUUCUGGCCACAGGCAACUCCGCCGUCAGGGCCAUCCAGGUGGUGCUGUCAAAGGGGGUGGAUGAGGGAAAGAUCCUGUUUCUGAGCCUCAUAGCAGCGCCGGAGGGCAUCCACAUGGUGUGCAGGAAGUUCCCCCGCGUCAAAGUCAUCACCUCAGAAAUCGAUGAGGGCAUCGAUGAGUCAACCUUCCAAGUUGUCCCAGGGGUUGGCGAGUUUGGCGACCUGUAUUUCUGCGAUUAAGGCCAGGAGUCGAGAUUAGGUAGGAGCAGCUCUGAAUAAGAGAAUUGCAGUCAGGAGAUUAGCAAAGCACCGCAGCUUACUUGCAAGUGUGAGAGAUGUAAUUUUAAGAGAGUGUGCAGCGCUAUGUACCAGGCAUGUUUGUAUACUGACAGAAUUGCAUCAGGCCCCGCUGCGAUGGAUGAAAUCCAGGGCUCAUCAGCCAGUCUGCAAAAUCUGGUUUGUGUUGUUCUGACCAUUGGGCAAACUGCAUGUUUGUGUUUAGCUUGCUUUAAAACCUCUUUGAGUAAAUCAGGCGUUGCUUAUUGAGUUCUGUGGUGAGUUCAGUGUGACUUGCCAGUCACCACGCAUGACAUAAAUUAGGCAGCUGUCUGACGAACAACUCUUGAAAUUGUAAUCUAUCUUAGC